Myodes glareolus (Bank vole) is the source of this 641-nucleotide messenger RNA. The record is from RefSeq and is a predicted model, not a curated record. NCBI's taxonomy places the organism in Eukaryota, Metazoa, Chordata, Mammalia, Rodentia, Cricetidae.
GCCAGCCCGAGCCCAGCCCGCGGCCCCAGCAGCAGCGCCAUGGCCGGGUGGAACGCCUACAUCGACAGCCUCAUGGCGGACGGGACCUGUCAGGACGAGGCCAUCGUAGGCUACAAGGACUCGCCCUCCGUCUGGGCCGCCAUCCCCGGGAAGACCUUCGUUAGCAUUACGCCAGCUGAGGUUGGUGUCCUGGUAGGCAAAGACCGGUCAAGUGUUUUCGUGAAUGGGUUGACACUUGGGGGCCAGAAAUGUUCUGUGAUCCGGGACUCACUGCUGCAGGAUGGGGAAUUUACAAUGGAUCUUCGUACCAAGAGCACCGGAGGAGCCCCAACCUUCAAUGUCACUGUCACCAUGACUGCCAAGACGCUAGUCCUGCUGAUGGGCAAAGAAGGUGUCCACGGUGGUUUGAUCAACAAGAAAUGUUAUGAAAUGGCCUCCCACCUGCGGCGUUCCCAGUACUGACCUCAUCUGUCCCCUCCCCCACUGCUCCCUUCAGCUUUUGCACCCUUUCUUUCCAUACACACACAUACCAUUAUUUUUUGGGCCAUUACCCCAUUUCCCUUAUUGCUGCCAAAACCACAUGGGCCGGGGGCUGGGGCUGGACAGACAGAUACCUCCCCUUACCCAUACCCCCUCCUGUG